CGAAAUGAAACCAUGCUAAUAGGUGGUGUGAAAUGGAAUGCGGGAUUUAGAAGAAGAGAAAAUAAUAUGAUGGUGAGAGAGAGGAGAGGGUGAAGGUGAAGGUGAGGGUGAUAUGUGGUGUAUUGUGGCCUGUGGGAGAGGGGGACUGGGCUUGAUUUGAUUUAAAAAGGGGACCAAUGACACCAUCCCUCCUCAUAUUCUCCUACUUUUGGCUUUGGUUUCAAGUCAGUGGUGAUUGGUGCCUUGGUGGUGAACCCCAACAAACAAAAACACCUCACAUUUGGGCUCCUCCCCAAACCCCGAAUCCUUUUCUUUUGCCUUGAACCUCUAUUUUCCUCUUAUGGAAACUCUUCUCCCCUCCAGAUUCAAACGUGUCUGUGUUUUCUGUGGUAGCAGCCCUGGCAAGAAUCCCAGCUACCAGCUCGCCGCUAUUCAGCUUGCCAACCAACUGGUUGAAAGGAAAAUCGACUUGGUUUAUGGUGGAGGGAGCAUUGGCUUGAUGGGUCUCGUCUCCCAAGCUGUCUACGAUGGUGGCCGCCACGUAUUGGGAGUGAUUCCAAAGACUCUCAUGCCCAGAGAGAUUACAGGAGAAACUGUUGGAGAAGUGAGAGCUGUGUCAGGAAUGCACCAAAGGAAAGCUGAAAUGGCUCGUCAAGCCGACGCAUUUAUUGCCUUACCAGGUGGGUACGGGACCUUGGAAGAAUUGUUGGAAGUCAUCACAUGGGCUCAGCUGGGUAUUCACGAUAAGCCGGUGGGAUUAUUGAACGUUGAUGGGUACUACAACUCACUGCUAUCCUUCAUAGACAAAGCGGUAGAUGAAGGGUUUAUAACAGCAGCUGCCCGUCAAAUUAUUGUGUCUGCCCCGACUGCCCAAGAACUUUUGUGCAAGCUCGAGGAAUAUGUUCCCAAGCAUUCUGGGGUUGCCCCCAAGUUGAGUUGGGAGAUGGAGCAACAGCUUGGCUACGCGACCAAGUCAGACAUAGCUCGUUGACCCCACCAAACAAGUUGACCACCUUUGAUUAUUUCCACCUCGUAUUAAUAUAUCUCUACACCAUACUCAACUCAACCACGUAACUCACUACACUUGCUUUUUGUUUUUUUGGGAACUUGGCCGUGGAUUUUAUUGAUCAGAAGAGGAAUGCUUCAAUUUCUUCCACCCCAGUGUCAUUUUGAUUUAGAUUCAGCGGUAUAAACUUUUCUAAUUUCGAAAAUACUACAGGAGAAAUCAGUUGGAUCAGCUGUUGAUGAUCAUCUGUAACUGUAUUAUUAUCAUCGUUACUACAUAUUACGUGUAGAAGAGUAUGUCUGACCCAUGUAAACGGGACAGUGAUGUGAUCAGUGGUUUGGAAUGUCGGUGAUUACUGUACUUGUAUAGAAUUGAAGUGUUUAAUGCAAUUUGUUCUUUUGAUUACAAUGUCA
Molecule: messenger RNA, 1419 nt
Organism: Vitis vinifera (wine grape)
Lineage: Eukaryota; Viridiplantae; Streptophyta; Magnoliopsida; Vitales; Vitaceae
Product: probable cytokinin riboside 5'-monophosphate phosphoribohydrolase LOGL10
Exons: 7
Coding region: 341-991 (216 amino acids)
Biological process (GO): cytokinin biosynthetic process
Cellular component (GO): cytosol; nucleus
Molecular function (GO): hydrolase activity, hydrolyzing N-glycosyl compounds
Source: RefSeq, a predicted model, not a curated record